Messenger RNA from Ipomoea triloba (trilobed morning glory), 749 nucleotides. Its product is annotated as cytochrome c oxidase assembly protein COX19-like. NCBI's taxonomy places the organism in Eukaryota, Viridiplantae, Streptophyta, Magnoliopsida, Solanales, Convolvulaceae. The transcript has 4 exons. The record is from RefSeq and is a predicted model, not a curated record. Bases 152 to 451 code for a protein of 99 amino acids.
UUGACCUUGAGGGGUAAUUCGAGACUAGAAUAGCAUUGAAGAGUAGAAGCUUCUCAGAGUCGGCGGGGGUGCUGCUCUCUCUUCGGCGACGAAUUCACGGUGACUGCCGGAGCUUCUGAAAGUAGCGGUUAGAGAAUCACCAUUCUUCGGAAUGAGCGCAGGGGGGGCGUUUGGUGGAAAUAGAGGAUUGAGACCCGUCCCACCAGAAAAGGGAGUGUUCCCUUUGGAUCACAUGCAUUUAUGCGAUUUGGAGAAGAAAGAGUACCUCAGCUGUCUUAAAACUGCUGGGCAUAAAUCUGAACAGUGUAGACAGUUCUCAAAGAAGUACUUGGAAUGCCGAAUGGAGAAGAACCUGAUGGCAAAGCAAGACAUGUCAGAACUGGGAUUUGGGAAGCAAUAUGUUGCAGAAACUUCUUCAGAGGAAAAUAAGGAUGAGAGAAUAGAAAAAUGAAGGACCUUAUUAGUUUUGGAACCAAAAGAUUUCCAUAAAAAUUUUCCUUUUGGGAAUUUGUUUGUUUUGCAUUAUUUUGUGGUCUAUUUGCAUGGCCCUGCUAUAAAAACCUUGUUAGAUUUUAGAGAAUAUGUUAAUUAUCUGGAUAUUACCCAGCCCAAGGAAUAAGACCAAAGCAAUCCUCUGUAUCAUUGAUUAACAUGACAAUAGCAAAUAUGCCUAUUUUUUAAUUACAUUGCAGUGUAAACAAGAAUUCCAAUUUGUUCAAUUUGAUCUUAUAAUACCUUUUGAUACUCCA